Molecule: messenger RNA, 150 nt
Organism: Opisthocomus hoazin
Lineage: Eukaryota; Metazoa; Chordata; Aves; Opisthocomiformes; Opisthocomidae
Source: RefSeq, a predicted model, not a curated record
AUGCUUUGCGUUCUCCUCCGGCAGGAACACAAAAGCCCGAAGCAGUGCUUGCGGGAAGGGCAUUGCCGGAGUUUGCAAAUGACGUUUUUCGCCUGCAAAAGGUCGAUGUUGGAUGCCAGGACAAGAUUCAGAGGAAGGAAGGGAUACUGA